AUGCCAAACCGUAUUAAAGAAAUCAUCACCAUCCACGAGUCUGAUUUCAAGGACGCUGAUGUCAAGGACAGUUGUGGACCACAGUCUUAUGAAGACAAAAAGUUCAUGGGCAUACUUGAUGCUGGCAUAGUGCAGCGUGCCGAUGGCCACUACGAGAUGCCACUGCCUUUUAAGGGAAACCGACCAGAGCUACCAGAGAGUCGGGGAAUGGCGCUGAGGAGACUAAAUCAACUAAAGUCGAAGCUCAACCGGGAACCGGCUUACAGGGAUAAGUAUGUAGCGUUCAUGCAAAGGAUGAUCGAUAAGGGUGAUGCCGAGCUUGUACCAUGGGAUGCUCAGUCAUCAAAAGAGCACUCCUCACAGCAUUGGUACGUGCCACAUUUUGGAGUCGGACCAGACCUGACCAACUCCCUACUAGGCGUCCUUUGCCGCUUCCGCCAAGAGACCGUAGCAAUCACAUGUGACGUUGAACAAAUGUUCCAUCAGUUUAAGGUAGCUGAGGAGGAUAGAGACUACCUUCGAUUUUUAUGGUGGUCCGAUGGUAAACUCGAUGAGCAGCCCAAGGAGUACCGAAUGACUGUGCACCUUUUUGGAGGCACAUCACCCCCCUCAUGCUGCAACUUUGGAUUUAAGCGACUGGCAGAUGACUAUGAAGCCGAGUAUGGACACCAGGCUGCUGAUUUCAUCAGAGAUAAUUUCUACGUUGAUGAUGGCCUAACAUCGCUACCAAGCGAUGGAGAAGUCAUACACUUGCUUGAAAACACUCAGAAACUGUGUAAAGAGGGAGGACUGCACCUUCACAAGAUCAAUUCUAACUCAGACGCUGUGAUCCAGAGUGUAACAGAAAAGGAUAGAGCCGCUAAGAAUAGUACGCGCCUACUAACUGAGAGCAAUAAUGUCACUACUCAUGAGCCUACACUGGAUCGGGCCCUGGGGUUAUACUGGUGUGUAACAUCCGACACGUUUCAGUUCAAGAUCGUCCUGCGAGACCGCCCCAACACCCGACGUGGUAUUCUGUCAACUAUUGGGACCAUCUAUGACCCAAUGGGCUUAAUUGGGCCUGUGCUUCUGAUAGGCCGGCAGAUAUUGCAAGAACUCUGUGCUCUUGACCUAGAUUGGGACAGUCAACCACCUGAAGACAUACUACUGAGAUGGGAACGCUGGAGAGAUCAUUUGUUUACCUUGGAUCAGCUGAAAAUCCCUCGUUGUUUGAAACCAGCAGAUUUUGGUGAAGUCACAUCCAUAGGUCUUCACUAUUUCUCAGAUGCUUCGCAGCUUGCUUACGGACAAUGUUCCUAUGUAAGAAUGGUAAAUCAAGAAGGAAGAGUUCACUGCAGUCUUGUCCUGGGAAAGGCUAGAGUAGCUCCUUUACGCCCAAUCACCAUACCACGACUCGAACUCACAGCUGCGGUGCUAUCUGCGAAUAUGAGUGCUGUUGUCAGGAGAGAGCUGACUUACAAGAUAGACUCUGAGACUUUCUGGACUGAUAGUACUGUAGUCCUAGGGUAUAUACAGAAUGAUGCAAAACGCUUCCACGUCUAUGUCACGAAUAGAAUCUAA
Messenger RNA from Lineus longissimus, 1560 nucleotides. RefSeq lists its product as uncharacterized. Bases 1 to 1560 code for a protein of 519 amino acids. Lineage: Eukaryota; Metazoa; Nemertea; Pilidiophora; Heteronemertea; Lineidae. The record is from RefSeq and is a predicted model, not a curated record. The transcript has 2 exons.